UUUAAUAUAUUAGAACAUCAGUCGUGUGUUUAUCUGUGUAUCUGGGCAGCAAGUCGUGUUCGCCUCAGUUAUAGUGUGAAGCCUGGCAGCCUCCUGGUUCCCGGUUCGUUGCCCUGAUCAACAGGCACGGAGCUCCAAUUUAGAAUACAGUGUAAAAAUGGGCAAAAUAAAGUGAGUAACUUUGGACCAAGGAAUCGCCGGUUAAAAAAAAAAAAAAAUUCAUACAGUUUCUAUUAUGUUCACAUUUGGCGUCUUCUAGAUGCGAUGGCAGUGAUGUAUUGUAUGGGUUCAGCAGCGGGACCUUUAGACGGGGGGCUCCGCGAUGGUUCGCGAUCCGAAGGAGCUGCUGGCGAACAGACAGACGGCGGUGUAUAAUGAAGACCAUGCGGAACGAGCAGGUCCUGCCUAUAAAGGAUGAUAAAAACAUCUUCUCCAGAACAUACUUGCGCAGGACUGGCAGUGCUGACGGAAACACUAUCCUGCGACUUUCUUUCGAAAUAACGGAGAUCCUGCAGAAUGAGGUUCCUGUUCGUGGUGUUUCUGCUCGUCUUGAUAUGCCACAUAAGAGCAUCGCCUCGACUCUCACCAGAAGAAGAAUGCCGCGUGGAGUUGCUGGAAUUGCGACACACCGUAAGCAGUCUGGAGAACAAGCUGUUCAUCGGGGAGUGGCAGCUGAGGAACCUGCGGGAGCACAACCACUUCUACAGACCACACAAAGCCACCCCACCGCCUGGGCCUAACAUGACAGCUGACGUGGCAGGAGUGAUACCAACCUCACUGCCCCACGCUUCUGGGAACCUGAUCGUCUAUGACCGGGACUGUGCCGCCUUGUAUGACAGGAUCCAGCCUCUCAGCGGGUUCUACAGAAUCAAGCCGACAGCAGACUUGGAGCCGUUCCUGGUGUAUUGUGAUAUGUCCGAUGGAGGCGGAUGGACUGUGCUACAGCAGAGGCGCAGUGGGAAAGUGGAUUUUAACAGAAACUGGGAUGAAUAUAAAGAAGGAUUUGGAAAUUUUAAAAUGAAGACUGAUGAAUUCUGGCUCGGAAAUGAGCACAUGUACGCGCUUCUUAAGGGAGGUGAGAACCUGAUGAAGUUUGACUUAACAGACUGGAGUGGUGAAAAGACUCAUGCGCUAUAUGAAAACUUCAAAAUAGCAGAUGAGAAGGACAAGUAUCGUCUUCAGUUUGGUCUGUACAGUGGGCUGGCAGGCGAUGCCUUGUCUGGAGGGGGUCGCAUGGAGGACCAGUGGUCAAUUUCCCACAACAGUAUGCAAUUCAGCACCAGAGACCAGGACAAUGACCGCUUCUUGAAAGGCAGCUGCGCCAAGGAGAACAAGGGUGGAUGGUGGUUCAACAGAUGCCAUGCAGUCAACCUGAAUGGGAAGUACUACCGCAGCGGGGAAUACAAGGGCAAAUAUGACAAUGGUGUGGUGUGGCUCACCUGGCGGGGACUGUGGUACUCCCUUCAUCACACCACCAUGAAGGUCCGGCCCCUGCGUUUCAUGGACAGCCUGGGCAGUGGGGCUGGGGCUGGGGCUGGGGCUGGGGACUAGCCCAGCAGCAGAGCAUUUCCAUCAGACCAUCUGAACAACAUGACUGAAUCUAGCCACUCUGAUAACUACUCUGUAAAGCCUUUUGUGUGUUCUUUCUAACUACUGAACAGCAAACAUAUAAUUUAUCUCAGUUUUUUAGUCAUAUAAUCUCAUUAUAAUCUUGUUUUUUGUAAGGCUGGAUUUUAAGAGACAGCAGCUAUUUGUUAUGUUUUUGCAUUUUCUUCACAUAUAGAGGUAAAAAUGUAGUACAC
Scleropages formosus (Asian bonytongue) is the source of this 1802-nucleotide messenger RNA. It is a transcript of the gene fgl1b, whose product is annotated as fibrinogen like 1B. The coding region runs from base 517 to 1551 and encodes 344 amino acids. Gene Ontology annotation, molecular function: protein-macromolecule adaptor activity; extracellular matrix structural constituent. Gene Ontology annotation, cellular component: fibrinogen complex. The record is from RefSeq and is a predicted model, not a curated record. Lineage: Eukaryota; Metazoa; Chordata; Actinopteri; Osteoglossiformes; Osteoglossidae. Gene Ontology annotation, biological process: positive regulation of heterotypic cell-cell adhesion; blood coagulation, common pathway; blood coagulation. The transcript has 8 exons.